AAGUCCAUUGUGGACAAGUAAAAGUGAACCGAGGGAGUAAAUUUUAGUUAGCAGUAUCGUGAAAAUUGAUUCUUAUGCACGUGCACAUUCUUUUCUUUCUAUGCUUUAGAUUGAUUAUUAUUAUGCACGUAUACGUUACUUUGGGAGGCAGGAUGUUUUAUGUAACAAGUGUUUUCAAAUUUAUCACUUCUUCUCCUAGCAUGUCAUAAGGCCUAAUGGAAACUUGUAAAAUUAAAGGUAAGUAGGUCGGAAAAGUCAAUAACUCUAGAUGAAUGGGGAGAAAAGCUGGUCGUGAUUAAUGACCUAAACCACGAAUGUGCUAUGCCAAACCCUGUAUUUAAAGAUCCGAAACAAGAGAAAUUAAUGUCAUGAUGUGCUUAUUUUUUACAAUUUAAGGGAUUCAAGAUAUGGUUUUUGGGAGAUUUGGGUGCUAGAAUUUCUAAUUUAAAUAGUCUUUUAGACUUAAGUGUUGAGGGUCUUCAUUGAUAAAUACACUUUUAUAAAUUUGGUCUAGUUGUCCGUUAUGUCCUAACUUCAUUAAUUAUUCAUUUAUUUGUGUCGAUGCCGUAUAUAUGGUUUUUGUGUAUAUUACGGUUGUUACCUCAAGAGUUGGUUAGUAUUUGAGUUUAUGAUGAUUAUUUUUUACACUCUUUUUCAUUACACAGGAUAUGAUGAUAAACCCGAAGCUUUUUUUUUUUUUUUUGGUUGUUGUUGUUGUUUUGAAAUACCACUACGUAAUACUUAGUGGAUAAACCCAAAGCUGAAGUUUAAAUUAAUAAAUAAAUAAAUAAGAGAAUGGAUUUUUUUUAAUUAUUUCGUUCUUUUUUCUUCAUAAUGCUGAUUGAUUCGGAAAACUUGGAUGAUUUCUAUAAAUAAAACGGGCAUAACUUAUUAUUGUCUCCUUCUCUAAAUUCGUAUAGCAAUCGUAGGUUGCAAUAAAUUUGAAUGCACAGGUAAUUUAAAAAGGGAUUAAAAAGAAAACAAAAAAUGUAAUUAGAAAACUUUGUAUUCCAUUCUUACCAAGUUUAGCUCAAUCCCUUGAAUGGCUGAUUUGUGGUACUGGUAACUUUCCUUACAACACAAAUUUUUAAAAAUGAUAGCCGUUAAUAGUUUUAUAUCUUUUUUGUUUAAAUACACUGUUGAAUCUUUAUUAAAGUAUUAUGUAUACUAAAAUCAUUGCUUAGAUUUUCUUCACAAAUCAAUGAUUUUCACAAUAUUCUUUCAGACAAACAAAAGAUUCUCACAAAAUCUUUGUUCCUUAUUGCAGAUUUUUCUCUCUUUUAAAUAGAAGAAAGAUCUUUGAAAUAGAAUGACUAAUUCCACUCGUUGUGCAGCUUGCAAACAAUUAAGAAGAAGAUGCCCUUCGGAUUGUAUCUUUUUGCCAUAUUUUCCACCAUAUAAUCCACAAAGAUUUUCUUAUGUUCAUAGAAUCUAUGGUGCUAGCAAUGUUGGAAAGAUGCUCCAGCAAGUGGAAGAGCAUGAACGAGGGAAUGUAGCAGACUCAUUGUACUAUGAGGCAUAUUGCCGAAUAGAGGAUCCAAUUUAUGGUUGUGUUGGGAUCAUUACUGUUUUACAUGAAGAAAUCUACCACUUACAAUACCAAUUGGCUAAAAUACAAGCUCAAAUUGACUUGCUCAAAGCUCACCCGCCACUUCAAGGACUUGAAUAUUCAGCCAACUUAUUGGCUGAUCAAAAUGGGGUUUAUGCUUCGUCACCCUCAUCAUUUGGUCCUUCAAUCCAUUGUCUUUACUAGAACUUAAUUAUUAUGUAGACUGCUUUUUUGCAUAAUAUUUCUUGGGCAUUUCAUGAAUUCGAUCCCUUGAGCUACUUUGUGAUAUUGUAAGCUUUAAUUUGGACU
Molecule: messenger RNA, 1858 nt
Organism: Lycium ferocissimum
Lineage: Eukaryota; Viridiplantae; Streptophyta; Magnoliopsida; Solanales; Solanaceae
Product: LOB domain-containing protein 24-like
Exons: 2
Coding region: 1310-1753 (147 amino acids)
Source: RefSeq, a predicted model, not a curated record